AUUACUACGAAAUAGCAUUGAAUUAUGGACAAUCAUACAAUUACGGUUCAUUUAAAUUAUGGGCUGGAAAUAAAUUAGUCGUUGUCAUUUCUAAGCCAGAAGAUCUUCAAGUAAUUAUUUGUUAUGAAUAAAUAAUUUUAAAAUUUUCGAUAUAAAUGUCAACAUUUAUCUUGAACAUUGAAUAUAUUAAAAACAAUUACCACGGAUAAUUAACGUCCGUUUAAUGUUCAUUCGACUGUAUUACACAUGUACAAUACUACUUUGGAUUUAAAAUAUAAACAAAACAAUUUAACAUUCAAAAUGUAAUGUCAUAUAUGAUAAAACAUUCAAUUGAAUACUAACUAAAUUAACUUCAGAAUAGUAAUAUCUCAAACCUAACAUAUCAAAUGUCUAUAAAAGGCUUAAUAAUCAUAGUAUUCUAUGAAAAUUAUAGGUCUUUUAUCAGUUAGUAUCCAAUUAAGUAAAAUAUAAAUAGGUAAUGCGGACAUUUUUCCUAUUUCGAUAUGAGUAUGUCACUUUUCUGUUAACCUACCUCUCCAAUCCAUAAACAAGUUGGGACAGAAAUAUAAACCACCGAGUAUGUAAAAUGAGAAUGAUUUUCCUUUCUACGUGUCACUAAAACACAAUCAUACUAUUACUGGCUAAUGAUUAGAUAUAAUGAUAGUAUGUAAACCAAAAAUAUAGGGUAAUAAAAUUAUACUUUUCCAAAAAAAAAACAAUGCUAUGUAGAAAAAAAAAUACCGCACAUAUACAAAAGUUACACCCAGUUAAAUCUUUCUAAAAAUACAUUAUAAAACACGGGCUUUAAUAUAAACUAUACAUACUAAAUUCAAUUUCUAAAUCAAUUUUUUCAGAUUAUUUUUAAUAGUUCGAAGGCCUUAGACAAAGGAUUUUUGUAUAAUAUGGCUACUAAAUUUUUGGGUGAGGGCUUGAUAACAGCUCCAGGUACGUUUAUAUUGUUUUUUAGUUUAGCACAAUUAAUCUUAACGUUCAACUAUGGUUUACCAAUUUAUUAAUGCAGCUAUGAAUUCAAAUAAGUUUUGUUUAACCGAACCUAUCCUGGGUAAACAGAUCUACUAAUAUUUGUUUUUUUUAAUAUUUUUCAAGUUAAAAUUUAGGAUAGAUACUAUACUAAUUAGUUCCACCAUUUAAAUCUUCGCAUUGCUCAAAUGUCUUAUUAAAAUUAUUACAGUAGAUAAAUGGAAAAUACAUCGACGUUUGAUAAAUCCAUUGUUUAAUUUAAUUUUACGAAAAUAUAAAAGAAAUGUUUUUCCCGGUUUUUCAAGAGAAAUCAAAACUACUAAUUCAGAAUCUACAAAAGGAAAAGGGUAAAACACAACCGUUUGAUAUCUUGGACUAUGCAUUAGAUAUUACUCUUAAUGCAGUUUGUCGUAAGUAUUAAAAUCUCUACUACUAUGGAUAUGUGUGAAUGUGGAAUACAUUGUACUAUACUAUUAUACUUGCAGUGAUUACUAUUAGUAAUAUUAUUGAUGUUUUAUUGACUUUUUAGAAACAACAAUGGAUUACAAUCUCGACUCUCAGGCAGAUAUGGGUUUCAAAAAGUGUGUCAGAAUGUAAAACAUUUACAUAUUAACGAACUAAAUUACAAUUCAUAUGUUAAAUCAUCUAGUUAUAGACAAAAAUAUUAUUUUUUUGCAGAGGCUCUGAAUUGAUAUUUAAUAGAGCAACUAAAGUUUGGUUGUAUCCUGAAAUUAUAUAUAAUCUUUAUAUCAAAUUGUUUGACUAUGAAAAAUAUUAUACAAAUGUUCAAAACUUACCAAAGCAUGUAUGUGUAUGUGGGAUAUAAAAAUAAAUGAAAUGCUUUUUAAUUUUAAUUUUAAUUUUUCAGGUAAUCGAGAAAAAGAAAAACGAAUUAGCACAAAAAUUUAAAAAUAAAAUCAAGACAGGCACAGAUGUAAACGAUGGCGAAAGUGAGUGAUUGUUUUAACGAUAUACUACCGUAUAGUUUUUUAUUAACCAAACUGUAGGUGGUUAUCGUGUCAUCUGAGUUAAGUCAACAAAAUUGAUACAUUUAAAUUCUGUAAUUGUAUAAGUUAUUAUAACUACCANUAUUACGUGGGCUUGAGCGAUGAGGAAAUUAAGAGUCAUGCGAUAACUAUGAUAGCGGCUGUAAGUUUAAAAUACUCGAAAUAAUUUGCAACUACAAGUAAUGCAUAAUUUUUAUAUUUAUAGGGUUUCGAAACUACUUCAUUGACAGUUAGUUAUUGUCUUUUGUUAUUAGCUAUCUAUCCGGAUAUUCAAGUAAGUUAUUAAGUAGUUUUUGCUGUUUAAAUAUUUGAUAUUAAUAUCCGUUUCAAAAAUAUUAAUUUAAGGACAGAGUUUACGACGAAAUUUAUAGCAUAUUAGGUGACAGUGAUGAACCAAUUACUUUUGAACAAACGACUAGUCUAGUUUAUUUGAAACAAGUAAUACACGAAACUCUCCGUUUAUUCCCGACUGCACCAGUUAUGUUGAGGCAACUGCAAGAUGAUGUCAAAAUUAGUAAGAAAAAAAUGUAUAAUAAAAAUUAUAAAACAAAAUAAAAUAACAAUUGAUUUUAGUUACAGGUAAUCACACACUGCUGAAAGGAACAUUAUGCGGUAUAUCUCCUUUGAUUACACAUCGGAAUCCUGAGCUGUAUCCGAAUCCCAAGUCAUUUAAUCCGGAUAACUUCAAUGCCGACAAUGUCGCUAGUCGUCAUAAAUAUAGUUUCAUUGCUUUUAGUGGUGGUCCAAGAAGCUGCAUAGGUAUGACAAAAUAUUGGACUUAUAAUUUUUAAAUUUAUUAAACGUUUGUUUUCAAUUUCAGGAAUGAAAUACAGUUUGGUUUUUAUGACAGUUUUACUCAGUGACGUUUUACGGAACUUCAGUGUGCACACGGAUAUGAAACUCAGUGAUAUUAAGCUCAAUGUCGGAGUAGUAUUACACAAUACUGUUGGUUUUCCCAUAACCAUACAAUCAAGAAAACAAUAG
Molecule: messenger RNA, 2972 nt
Organism: Cinara cedri
Lineage: Eukaryota; Metazoa; Arthropoda; Insecta; Hemiptera; Aphididae
Source: the annotation of a GenBank genome assembly